This is a messenger RNA of Dromiciops gliroides (monito del monte), 3599 nucleotides long. It is a transcript of the gene SACM1L, whose product is annotated as SAC1 like phosphatidylinositide phosphatase. Gene Ontology annotation, biological process: phosphatidylinositol dephosphorylation. NCBI's taxonomy places the organism in Eukaryota, Metazoa, Chordata, Mammalia, Microbiotheria, Microbiotheriidae. The coding region runs from base 114 to 1877 and encodes 587 amino acids. Gene Ontology annotation, cellular component: endoplasmic reticulum. Gene Ontology annotation, molecular function: phosphatidylinositol-4-phosphate phosphatase activity. The transcript has 20 exons. The record is from RefSeq and is a predicted model, not a curated record.
GAGGAGAGGUUCGGGUAGCCGGGCAGGGAGCUGCGGCGGCCACCUCCGAGGGUGACCGGCAGGACCCCAAGAGCAGAGCGGCGGCAGCGGCGGAGCGGCGGCGGAGGGGCAGGAUGGCGGCGGUGGCCUACGAGACUCUGCAGCUGCAUGUGACUCCUGAAAAAUUUUACGUAGAGCCUUGUGAUGACCGUGUAGAUGACGUGCUUGCCAUUGAUCGUGUCUCCACAGAGGUGACCCUCACAGUGAAGAAAGCUGUUCCUCCAUCGGCUGUCACCAGACCAAUAUUUGGUAUCUUGGGCACAAUCCGACUGGUAGCAGGUAGCUAUCUCAUUGUAAUUACCAAAAAGAAAAAAGUAGGCGAAUUUUUCAGUCAUGUGAUAUGGAAAGCAACAGAUUUUGAUAUCCUUUCCUAUAAGAAGACUAUGCUGCACUUAACUGAUAUUCAGUUACAGGACAACAAGACCUUCCUUUCAAUGAUAAACCAUGUCUUGAGCAUGGAUGGGUUUUACUUUUCAACAACGUAUGAUCUGACACAUACUUUACAACGCUUAUCCAACACCAGUCCAGAAUUCCAAGAAAUGAGUCUUUUGGAAAGGGCAGAUCAGCGAUUUGUAUGGAAUGGUCAUCUUCUUAGAGAAUUAUCUGCUCAGCCAGAGGUCCAUCGGUUUGCUCUCCCUGUCUUAUUUGGAUUCAUCACUAUGCACUCUUGUUCCAUUAAUGGAAAAUAUUUUGAUUGGAUUCUCAUCUCAAGGAGGAGCUGCUUCCGAGCUGGAGUGCGCUAUUAUGUGAGAGGAAUUGAUUCUGAAGGCCAUGCUGCCAACUUUGUUGAAACCGAGCAAAUUGUGCACUAUAAUGGGAGCAAAGCAUCAUUUGUCCAGACGAGAGGAUCCAUGCCCUUUUUCUGGUCCCAACGACCAAACCUCAAGUAUAAGCCAAAGCCACAGAUCAACCAAGUGGCCAACCAGAUGGAUGGUUUUCAAAGGCAUUUUGACUCACAAAUAAUUACUUAUGGAAAACAAGUCAUUAUUAAUCUGGUUAACCAGAAGGGCUCAGAGAAGCCACUUGAACAGACAUUUGCAAAAAUGGUAACCUCCUUGGGAAAUGGAAAUAUCAGAUAUGUUGCAUUUGACUUCCACAAGGAAUGUAGUCAAAUGAGAUGGGAUCGUUUGACUAUUUUGGUGGAUCAAGUAGCUGAUAUUCAAGAUGAAUUCGGUUAUUUUCUAGUGGAUGCUAAUGGCAAAGUGGUGACAAAUCAGGAAGGAAUAUUCCGUAGCAACUGCAUGGACUGUCUGGACAGGACCAAUGUGAUCCAGAGCUUGUUGGCCCGCCGCUCUCUUCAAGCCCAGCUCCAGAGAAUCGGUGUUCUCCAUGUAGGACAGAGGAUUGAAGAACAAGCUGAAUUUGAGAAAAUUUACAAAAAUGCGUGGGCUGAUAAUGCAAAUGCUUGUGCCAAACAAUAUGCUGGAACUGGUGCCUUGAAGACGGAUUUUACCAGAACUGGGAAGAGAACUCAGUGGGGGCUGGUACUGGAUGGCUGGAACUCGUUAGUGCGCUACUACAAAAACAACUUUUCAGAUGGCUUUCGACAGGAUGCCAUAGACUUAUUUCUUGGAAACUAUUCAGUGGAUGAAGUCGAACAUAAUAAUCCAUUACAUGUACAAAAGGACUGGAAAUUCUUGGCUUUGCCUAUUAUCAUGGUCGUUGCCUUUUCAAUGUGCAUUAUCUGUUUGCUUAUGGCUGGUGACACAUGGACGGAGACACUGGCCUAUGUGCUCUUCUGGGCAGUUGCAAGCAUCGGAACAUUUUUAAUUAUUAUUUACAAUGGCAAGGAUUUUGUUGAUGCUCCAAAACUAGUCCAAAAAGAAAAGAUAGACUGAAUUUGUAUCUGUGGAAAGCGGCUUGGCCUAGAAGAUUCCACAGUUCAGAAUUGGAGUCUUUACUGAUCUGCUUUCCACCCCAGCAAGGUGUCUUCUUAGCUUUUUUAAUCUCUAGAAAAAGCAAAUCCUAUACUUUAGUGAUGGUGACAUACAGUUGAAAUCUGGUGUUACGUCUGUCUUCAGAAUGAUCUUUUAAAUAGUGCAUCAGUUGGGAAUGGGACCCUCCUAAUUAGAACAAUGCAGACCAAAGCCAUGGUGAUGUUUUUGGCUUAAAGCCUGCCAGAGUUUCAACCUGGAUUUGCUGAAUGGAAUGGGAGAGAUGGAGGAAUCUGUUUAUCCAACUGGUGCAGUAUUGGUAAUGUACAAACUAAAUUGAGCUUCUUUCACUAUUUAAAAUAGUAAAAUUAUUUUUCUAGUUGAGUUUCCUUCUUGUCAUCUCAGAGCCAAUCACAAUUGACAAGCAUAUGUUGGUGGACUUUUGUUAAAGCCUAAAACUUGUUCAAUGCUAAUAACUUCUAUGAAAAGAUUAAUCUUGUUUCACCUAAUAGUUUGAUUAAAAUGUUCGAAGUCUUCGUUUUCAGGGGUCUCUGGAUAUUCCGGUGAACGUUUGAAUUGUGCUGCUUCCUUACCACACUCUCCUGGCAAUACUUUUGUAAUUGCAGUUAGACUGACCGCUGCAGGGUGAUGAGAAAGUGCAGGUAGAAUUCUCUUUUCUUUCUAACUAUGUACAUGAAAUCAAAGAACGUAAAGUCUCUCUUUGUGUGUGGUGGUCUAGUCUUGAGCUAAAGGCCCAAAGCGUACUGUGUUUGAACAUUUGUCACAGUCGGAUUGCCCAUCCUCCAAGAACCACAGCUUUGGAAGAGGGCCUCGUCUUUGCAUUGGGGACAGCAGCCGCGUUUCCAUGCAUGGUACCGUGGACACAUGGACUACAUCCAUAACUUCUGCUGUUUAUUGAUGUGUGUCUCAAAUUAAGAACUUCCAAGUCAUUGUUUUUCUCUUAAUCAAGGACCAACUUCACCUUUGAUUUACGUGCAAAAACAGAUGGGAAAUAUGCUCUCAAAGCUAUGCGUAGUUCUAAUUGUGAAUACAGCUGCAUAUUCAAAUUGCAAUUAUGAAGUCCAACAUUCUAAAACUAUGUAAGCUAGUAGGACAGUUGCCACCACUUAUUUAAAAGAUAAUUCACUUAAUGCACUGCUACAGUGUCAGUGUUGUGCUUGAAAAUAUGUACAGUUCCUUUGUUUCAAGAGUACUGAUUCAUUUUAUCUUUAAAUGGUUCCAAAAUCCCCAUCGUUUCAACAUUACCUUUUGUUAGCAGUCAUAACAAGAAACUGUUGCUUUUAGAAUCCAUAAUGGAAAUAAUAGUGGAAAAAUCCUGUGUAGUUUAAAACCAGUCAUCAGAGUGCAUAAUGACUAAGAUAUAAGUGGACUUCCUGUUCUUAAUAUGUAAAUAAAUGUAAUUUGCUCCAAAGACCGAUGGACUAUGGGAUCUGCCUAUGUCUAUUGGAGUACACAAUCCAAAAGCUUUUAGCCAUUUCAUGCUUAAAAACUCGUUUCACCAACUAUAACAAAGACCAAAUCUGAACUGCAAGUCUGGCUGCUUUGAAGAGAUGGGUUCAUUUAGGUUUGUUGGUUUCCAGGGUGUAUCUUUCAGAAUUCUACGGCAGUUUUAUUUCAUAUACUGUAUAUCUGCAAAUGAUAAUAAAACUUCACUUUCUUUUCUAA